Molecule: messenger RNA, 11046 nt
Organism: Megalopta genalis
Lineage: Eukaryota; Metazoa; Arthropoda; Insecta; Hymenoptera; Halictidae
Product: tubulin polyglutamylase complex subunit 2
Biological process (GO): protein polyglutamylation
Source: RefSeq, a predicted model, not a curated record
AUUCUUAUAACGAGUCCUUUUUUUAUUUACAAAAGUCAAUACAUUCCUCAAGAUCCAAUUUCAAUUUUUCAUCUAACUAUUCUCUAUCAUCUACAACAUAUUUCAUUCAGUCCUUAAAACAGUGCUUCUACUGACCCUUUUGUUCGACUUUUUUGGAAUUCUAACAUUGCAGAAGAUCAAAUGUAUGCAUUUAGGUAUCUAAGAAUGAAAAUCUCUCACUGUGGAAAGUUAAGAACAUUUUUUUUCUUUUCUAUAUGGACUAAAGCUUCCUUUUUAUGAGUUUUUAUUUCACUCUUUCCUUAGUGCUAACGUUAAGGGAUCUUCCCACUACUGUUUUUCGCGAACGGAUUUUUCCUAAAGCAAAUCAUAAGGCAAAAUUUUCUCUAAUUUUAAAAUCCACCUUACUCUUUAACAAUGUUCCUUAAUUUUUGCAUCUUGAUCAACUUCGUAAUAUCGCAAAAACGAGAAUGCAUUCAAAAUAAAUGAAUCUCUUUAAUGUAGGAAGAUCGCUUAACUACAUACCAAACUCUCUCGGUAAUAUUUAAAUUAAUUGAAUGCUAGAAUACUUGGAUUUCUUAUUCUUUCCUGAUCUAUUUGUGAAUGCCAAUGUUUUCAGUGGUAGAGCAAUUUUGUAUUGUGUAGGUGUAAUACAAGAUUAUCGGAUGAAAGGAGCAAGAAAGAUCUUCCAAUAAAAAUGUGUAUAGUGAGAAAGAAAUGACCAGAAACACUGCCGUGAAUUUGAAUUCGUACGCUGUCAAAAUUAUCUUACAAAGUAUUUUUAUCGAAUAUAUCGGUCACUUUAUCCUUCUUAAUUGGAGGAUCAAAAAAAUUUUCGCGACAAAUUUAUCAUGUUCUUAUGCGCUAUCGAGGCAAGGUUGACAACCUAUUAUGUUUGUUUUUCGUUAUUCGAAAGGCUUCGGUAAAGACCACAAGCGAAAUGGAGAAAUAUUUAUAAAUACAUGCUAAGUGCUAUAUUAUACGCACAAAUUAAGUCACGUCGAAUUUACAUCCAGAUCGUUUGGAUACAAUCGGCGUCUCUUUAUCAAACAACAGUGUGUUGUUGCAUCAACAACGCUCGUUGUUAACUCGAGCAAUUAUAAAUGUCGCUAGACAAUUAAUCCUGUACAGGAUAUACAUUUAUCAAUGUAGUAAACAGACAAUUCCUAGGAAUUGCCUAUGUUUAAAAAGAAUUUAAUGCCAAUCUGUGGAUCCUUAUGAUUUGUCUUCUUUGACAACGGAAGAUUCUAUACUUAUAAUCGAUGAUAAUGAACGUUCCAAUUCCACAGCAAUAUUAAUCGCGAGACCUAUUCGUAGGAAUCGAAAAAAUACACUAGUUUACGAUAUAAUUCGAAAAUUAUUAGUGUCGAUACUAUUACGACGAUCACCUCUGCUGACAGUAGGAUAAAUUGUUUAUAGUCUCCACUAUUUACAAGUCAUUAAUUUCAUAUGUAUGUUUAUUUUAUAUCUCACGACAUAACCACUUCAGGAAGUCACUGCGCAAUUCUGGCGAACAUAACAGUAUACAGAACAUUGGUACGAAAAAAGAAACGAUAUAGUGUCUACCUCUUUUUUCUCACCCUAUCUCUGUUUUGUCUGUUUUCUCCCAAUAUUAGGUCGAACGUCGUGUACCAUAAAAAUAGUACGAUUUUAUUUUCCCACUUAUAGUUUUCAUCAGGAUUAAAACAGGGAUAACUUCACAAUCUGCACUGACUGGUAAUGUGAGAUUUCAUUGUUACUAUAGAAUGUUCCUGAUGCUUAAGUAUGUUGUUUUUGUCGAUUCUUCGUAGUAUUCACAUCGGAACGUUAACGAACGUAUCACUAUUCUUAACUUAUUCACACUUGAACGGUCCCAUGAAUAUUUCACUAUGCAACACACCAGAAUAUACACUCUCGUUGUGAGUCAUCAUUCUCCCGAGUUUGAUUCGUCGUAAUGAGAAAAUUUUAGGAAUACUUGUUCCAGAGUGGUCUGACUGAAACUGUACUCUUCGAUGUCCAGUUCGAGUUUUGCUAAAUGAUUAAAUGUCGUUAAUUAAAACAAAAAAUUGUUUCGAAUUUUGAGGUAUAGGUAUAUAGUACUAUUACCUACCUUUCUCCAACUGCAUAAAGCACUCGGCCAGCGAGUUAACUGCUUGUUGGGGAACACCAAAAACUAAUCUGUCAGCGAAACUCUCCUCGAGGGUGGCGUCUGAGAACAGGCUGGAAACGAAUUCUUUCAAACUAUUAAUCCUGUCGCCAGAUGGUGUCGUAGGUGUACAAUCACCGCCCUGGAGUUUUAUCUCAAGGGUGUAUCCAGCACCGUAGAGAUUCUUCAAAUGUUGGGUAGAGCCAAUACACCUUAGUUCUCCCUUCACCAUUAUACCCACUUUCGAACACAGAGCAUCGGCUUCCUCCAUUGAAUGAGUCGUCAAAAUUGCUCCCCUACCACCCUACAAUAAACCGAUUUACUAUCAUGACCCGGCUAAAUCGUUCAACGAUGAUAGAAAGUAUUAUAUUUUGACAGAUACCUGAAAACUGGCUAGAAUUGUAUCCCAUAGGAACCUUUUCGACCUAGGAUCCAUCCCUGUGCUGGGUUCGUCCAUUAAAACGACUUUUGGACCGCCUAUCAUUGCCAUAGCGAAACUGAGUUUUCUUUUAGUUCCUCCGGAGCAUUCCUGGGUCUGUUUGUCCGCGUGUUCGUGAAUUUGUAAUCCGGACAGAUACAGAUCUACAAUUCUAUAAAAAAAAAAUACAACUCAACUUUACAGUUUUCUUAUCUUUAUAGACGUCGUUAAAAAAUGAUCUCUAACCGGUAAGGUAAAAAGUACAGUACCUGCCGAUGUCUCCCCAUGGUACACCACGUAUGGCAGCGUAACAUUCUAAGUGUUCCCUGACAGUGAUAUUUUUCCACUGAGCAUCGUGUUGAGGACAGUAGCCCAUCUGUCUGAAAGCCUCUGACAUAUUGGAGUUGAUGUUGUGACCACCAAUAUGUACUCUACCUCGUGUGGCCGCUUCCUCCGCUAUGACAAUCUUCAUUGUCGUGGUUUUGCCAGCACCAUUGUGGCCUAACAAACCAAAUACCUCUCCCGGCUCGACCGCUAGUGAGAGAUUUCUUACAGCAACUUUUCGUUGUACUUGACUGGCUUCUUCGUCUUGUUUGGAGCAGCAACUACAGGAACCUAAUUCUCUGUAUCGGUACUCCUUUCUGAGGUUCUGUGGAAUGAACAAUGUCAAUUCAGUUACAGAAAUAAAGAAUUUCAAUGAUCCCUUGAAAUUCAUACCUGCACUAGAACUACAGGUGGUUCUUGAACAGAUGACGAAGUAAUGAGAUUAAAAACUUUUUGCCUCUCGGCUUUAACGUCAGCAUCCUCGUGUUCUCCAAUAUCCGCAUUUUCCAUUAUUUCCUCGCCCACAGAGCCACCAUUACGCUAUGAAUGCAAGAAAUAGUAUUCAAUGAUUUGCUAAAAGUUUACAAAAUACAGGAAGUAAAGUAGUGAUACUAACCAGGAAAUGCUUGAAAAUGUCUCUUACAUUGCCACCACUCUUUUUGGUAUCCAAUAUCAAAAGUAUAAAGAACCACACCGGGCAGUGCAGAAGCACCCCAAAGGCCAUUAUAAUUAUUUCUGUAGUUAGAUAAUCAGACAUGGUUAGAUGGUGGCAAGCGGCGUUGAUGGAGCACAUGAGGUGGACUCGUCCGACAUAAUACACAGCAGCAUAUGGCACGUAUAAUGUGUUUAUUAAAGAGAAGAUCACGUGCAGAACGAACGCUGCACCUGGAAGAUCAAUCAACGUUAUCAGGAAACCAAUCAUCGAGUCACGUUUGAGUAUUGCGAACAUUCCGACUACUAAUGUUACAAAACAUUAAGUGUAAAAUAAAUUAGUCAGUAUUAUUACUUACUAACACCCAGCAUGUCAAGACUCAUAACUAGUACAGAGGGUAUGGCCCCAAAUAAGGUGGCAAUAUUGGGUAGAAUACUUUGUGCAGAAUCCAUUUUGUCGAACAUGUAGCUGAGACACGUGGAGAAGAGCACGGAUGCUGGGCAAUAGAGCAUUAACAGACCGCUGAGGGUGAUGAUUGCUGGUAUCUCUUGAAGCGAAGGCACAUCGAAGAGGAAUAUGAUGCCGAGUAUGCAGAGACAGAUGAACGUCAUCAGGCCGACAAGUACAAUAAAGUAGGUCAGAAAGUAUAUCGAAAACGACAGACCAUUUACGCGAAGUUGAUUUUUCGCUUUUAUCUACGAAUAAACAACGUUAAACAUUAAAAACAUAUAUUGAUACGGCCGACACAUAGCACAGUUAAUACAUAUAUUAAUUAAUCUUACUUCCCGAUCGUAGACCAUAUCCACGACUAGAAUGAUUGGUAACAGGACAAAAUUCAUCCCAAUGAAUAAAGCAGUGCUGCCCGUACCGAUGUUAAACUCUUGUGGUUGGGACGUUUGUUGGAAGGGAUGGGUUUUAACCCUUAUUGACUCUAAUUUCUCCUUACCCAAGAGCAACCUAGUCAAGAGUAAUAAAUUUCAAGUGUCAAGAGCUCUUUUAGAAUGUUCACAACGUAUUUGAAAAUACACAGUCAUACCUAUGAUAGGUGUUGGACAGCAGGUUUAUUAAAAUCGGUAAAGAAUGUUGCAUAGUGUCAUUAUAAGCGACGGUCAAGUUAAUUUUGUAUUUGCUGUACUCGUUAACACUGAAGACAGCCGCGUGAGGUGCGACUUUUAAUAAAUUGGCGAAAUCCCCAUCGUAUUCUUCAAUGUAUCUGACAUCCUGACCUAUCCCAUCGAUCAAAGCCGUGAUAUCGUGAUCGGUAUUGUUGACGUACAAAAGUUUGGUCUCAUUGCCGUAGGUAUCUAUCGAGUAAGAAAACAUGGCGACUUGGAUCUUACAAAAUCUGUUAAAUGUCCUGAUAGAUUACAAAAGCGAUAUGACAUACCAGUGUUCAAUUUCAGAGAUUGCAUCUUGACCUCGACAGUUUGAAUGCUGUUCAAAUGCAGACCAAGAGCAACUAACAAAAGAGGCACAACGAUGGUGAAGUACAAAAACUGCAUGUUCCUGAAGAGCCUGAGUAUCCUUAGGCGAAGCAUAGCGUACAGGGUUUGUAGGAAGUUAGGCCGGAUCUUUAUGGGGUCUAAUCCGAGGCCGAGAACGGGGGGAUUUCUAUCGUUAUGGAUGCCGUCUGGUAACUCCCCUGAAAAUGGCGGAAACAAAUUCAUAUCCAACAGUUGAUUAGUAUUGCAUAUAUACUAAAAUGAAUUUACCUUUCGCUUGGCUGUCAUUCUGGACAGUGACGCCUUCGUUCUGCAAACUUUGAUAGGACGUGCUCUUAGACUGCAACGACAGCGAUCUGCUUAAUGCACGAUUGCGCACCAUUUUCUUGGAUAAAUUAUCCAUAGUGCACUCUGUGCCCUCGUCUUUCUCUAGGUGGAGAAAUACUUCUUCCAGAGUAGUCAUCGACACUCCGUAGCUAUUGAUACCUAAUCUACUCGCCCUGGUCUUGAUCUCGUGUUCUAUGGCUGAAAAAAGUGGCGCGAAAUUCUCCACGGAAUUAUGAGGCAAAAUGAAGCUCAAUUCUCGACCGUGGCGUCUCGCUUUCUCAGCCUUCGACACGUGAGAAAUUACCAGUCUGUUAAUGGCGGGCUCUCUUGCAUUUCCCUCGAGCACCAACCUGUAGCAAUUUUUAUUAUCUAUUUAAACAUACCAAACGAAACAUACGUUCUAUUAUUUUCAAUGUCGCUAGACUUACGUUAAAUGAUACCCGAUGCCAAAUUUAUUCUUCAAGAAUAAAGAACUACCGCAGCAUCGCAAUUUCCCUUUACUGAUCACUGCUUUCCUGUCCGCUAAUAUAUCAGCUUCGUCCAUGAAAUGAGUGGUCAACAAUAUUACUUUGCCAUGACGUCUAGACUGCAGGAAGGACCACAUCUGUCUUCUAGAGUAAGGAUCCACUCCGGCGGUGGGUUCAUCGAGGAUGAUAAUUUUUGGAUCACCGAUAAUGGCGAUACCUACGGACAAUUUCCUCUUCUGACCACCGCUUAAAUACUUUGCAAAGGUAUCCGCUUUCUCGGACAGGUCAAUGUCUUUUAAAGUUUUCUUCACCUAGCAACGAUUAUAAGAUGUAUUGUGACGUUAUGUCUACAUAAAUGUAGUUAGAAGAAUAUCAAGAGAGCGUACCUCAUGUUCUAUCAUUGAUCUAGGAAUUCCUCGUACAGCGGCAAAGAAUUCGAGGUGCUCCCGAGGAGUUAAGAGAUCGAAAAGAAUGUCAUGUUGCGGACAAACACCAGUCAUACUUCUGAUUAUUUGCAUGUCCUGGAAAUCCCUAACAUCAUAGCCGAAAAUUAAAGCGGUACCAGCAGUUGGUGCGGUUAAGCCAGUCAGUAUGUUAAAGAGGCUUGUCUUGCCAGCCCCGUUGUGACCGAGUAUCGCGGUUAUUUGUCCUUCAUAGAUCGUCAGAUUGAUGCCAUUUACAGCUUUAAUCUCUGGUUUACGACAUUUUUGGUAGGACUUGUAAAGGUCGACUAUCCUAAUGGCUUCGCGACCUUUCAUCUCCCUUACCACCGGUUCGACGUCACGGUUGGUUUCCUCACCCGGUAUGAAAGAAUUUGAUUCGCCAUUCGAUGACGGUACCUGCAAGUACGACUGUAAACCAAGGUUCCCUCUACUUUUUCUCUCCUGCUCCUUUUCGUACUGUGAACCCACCCGUGGAGUUUUCCUUUGGCACCAAUAGCCCGGCAAGAAGCAGAACCAGGGAUUUCUUUUAACUCCAUAUUCGCCUAGGGUUAAUUUAAUUAUGUUAUCAUUGAUAACGAUUAAACAAAGAAUAAAUGGGUAUACUUACUAGGUACGACGCAGUCGAAGUAAUAAGCUAAACAAGCAUACAAAAAGAUGUCUAAGGUCAUCAUAAUAAGACUCCCGCCAAAUGGUAUGCCGGGACCAGACCAAAGAUUAUCGAAGUUAACUCCUUCUCCUUGUAGGUCCAAUACGAGAGCCUGGAGAAAUAGCCACACGGUAUUAGUAACGAUUAUUUUGUUUAAUAUUGAAACAGAUUCGGUUUCAAUACAAACCUUAUCCAUUGCUAAAGCAACGCCUGUUGGACUGAGGAGCGAUACCACCCAAAAGUAAAUGGAACUGGAGUCGUUUACGAAAACUUGAAUGAAGUACAUGAGGCUUAGUAUCGCGACAGCAAAAUUGCCUAGCACACCGGCGGUCUAGAAAUUGGAAUGCUGAGUUAAGACUUGAACUGGUUAACUAAUUUGUUUGCAACUUGUUCGUCUAAUCGAUGCUCACCCGUGAUUUGUCAAAGAAAGGGGUUAUCAUGAAAGCAAACAUGAUUAUGGAGAAACUGUAGAGCACUACUAAAAGGAAUAUAGGUAAAAAGUGUGUAUGUUGGAACAUCUGAAGUGUAAAAAGUAGUAUGACCCCAACGACAGAAAGUAGCAAGACGAAAACACUGUAGAUAAUGAACCAUGACAACCUGUAACGAAAAAGAGAAUAGCGUUUUUACUUAUCCACAAACAUCAUCAACUUUCCAUGUAAACUUUUGUCUAGCAAUUCAUGCAAAAUACAUAUUCGUCGAAACAUGCAUGCUCAUUGGAAAAAGAAAAAAUCUAUCAGUCUCUCAAUCACACUCUACCAUAAACCUACCAAAAGACAGAAUCUCUUAGGCCCAUUAUCUUCAUUCCUUCCUUGAUCUUUUUCUCCUUUUCACCGACUAUCAGGAUCAGGAGGUAAGUGACGAAUUGUGAGAUAGCCAGUACCAUACAGAGAGGUAUAACAACUCUAAAGGCCAGCAUCCAGUCUAAAUAAAAGAUAUUCUUAGAAGUGUGCCCACGAAACAAAGAAAACAUAUUCUUCAAGUAUAAAUUUCAUUCCUAAACCUAUUGCUUUUCUUCUAUCUUUGUUAAUCUACUAUGUUCCUUCUAGCAUUAAUCAGAUAGCUUUCGUUACUCAACGUGCAGAAAUAACAAUCAAUUGUUUGUAGAAUGUCCUCUAUAGUUACCUGCAGUGAAAGCUUCCUUUGGGAACAUUUCCAGCUGAACAUCCGGCACGGUUACAUCUGUGUUCCCUGUGUCUAGCUGUAAAUUACCAACACACACGAUUCCAUUAAUAUCUUACAAUUUUUUUUGGUGUACGUACGAAGUAAAUGUAAAGCUUCAAGGCCAAGAUGGUAAGCUUUUUUAAAAAUCCCUCUGGGAUGACAAACUACAAUAACACUGGAUAAGAAUAAAUAUCGUGGUACAUACUCUUAUCUUUGUAAUAUCCAUUAUCAACUGCAACGCCAAGAAUCCAGAGUGCAGAUAAUUAUUCACGGGACAUGAUCCACCAGUCUCUAUCGACAAUGCGCCUCCUAUCCAAUGGCUGGUGUCCUUUCGACAGUUAAUUGAGGCGGAAUACAGUUCGGUCGGUGAGGGUGGAUUCGUGUAUAAUGGAUUAGUUCUUAUCUCAUACCUAGAACGUAACAUAAAAGCGCAAUUAGAAUUUAGCUAACAUGUGAAGCUUAAUUAUCCAAGUUCCAAGUCUUGAUGCAUAAUCUGUGGACAUAUGUAAUUUUAUUCACUUAUAACAAAAAUGAGCAAAUGAAAGGCAAAAUAAUGACUAAACUGGUCAAAGAAGGAAACACAUUUCUAUUAAGCUACUGUUUUCUGCAGUCUACUUAUAAUAUGUAUACGUAUAACUCGAAUUGUGUUCUUGGGAACCAUUGACUUCCUCAAACAUGUUGAAGAAAACAUUUUGAUUAUCAACAUAAGACUCCGCAUCAGCGUCAUCCUUUUCUGAUUACAGUAAUAUUCUACUAUUAUCUUACAAAAGCCGCUGAGAUAUAGGCUGCGAAUCCUCGAAGAUCACGGCUAGAGGUAUACUGUAGGGAUCUCUCCAGUAUGCAGCCUGCAGGUCGUCCUUCGUGUCGAACACUAUGAAAUUCAGGGGUAGCUUGCCAGGAUGAUCCCACAUCGACAACCACAGGGUAUUCAUCGAAUUCAAGAAGGUCUGAAAUCGAACGGACGAUUAGGGGAACCAUUCGAGUACCAUGAUCCGGAAGAAGAGCAUAAAACGAUCCGCAAAUACGUACCAAAGUUUCUGUCGAGUUUGGAACAACGGCAAUCGUGUUGUUCUUGUAUCCAUUGAACGCCUCGAACAGACCACCCUCUUGCCUCUGCGUCAUCAUCGCGGGGUAAUUCGGGUUCGGGGGUAACACUUUCAGCACGAUCAAAAUGCCCAGAGUGCAAAGGGGCAAGAAGAUCUCCUGUAAAAGUCAAUUUUCACCACCGUUACGCAUUUGCAUCCUCUGGAAAAUUUGGAAAAUUUUUUUCACAUUGCUUUGAAACACUCGCGACAAGCGUAACAUAUUUACAUGACCUGUUAAUAUUUUAACGGAUCGUUUAUUGCUUCGCUUUUUUUCAAAUUUUAAGCAACAGUUCUAUUGAGAUUUUUUUUAACAAUUUAACUACGUUUUUCUGUUUACGUACAAAACUUCACAAGCUGGAGACGCGUAGAAAAAUUUUGCAGCGUAAAACGGGAAACAAGAGGGCACUUCAGCGCGCGAGGGUGGAAAACGUUUCAGAAAAGGGACACCGGCAUUAAUAAAAAAGGAAGGGAGAACGAUGAUGUAUGCAAAGGGAACGCAGUAGCUUUUUGUCAGCCACAAUUGAUAGUUGGUAAUACACAUUACGAAAUUCUAUGGGAUUAUCUCGAUUCGAAAUUGCCGGGGUACCGCUGAAAGGGAACUCCCCUGUGCAUGUAUAACAAUUAACCCACCUGCACGGUCUCCCACACCUGUCGUACGACCGAACCUGCGCAACCGUUCGAUACAACCCCCUGGCCAGAGGAUACGCCGGUCUUCGGUUUGAUAUUCGGUCACCAUGGCGAUCAACAACCGGCUGAACCAGUCACACCUGGGCCGACUGCCCUCGAUUCGUAGGAUCCAACGGACUCAACCUCUGCUCGCGAAUUUUCGACCGAAUUCUCAACAUCGUGGAGAAGAGGAUUCGAUUUUCAGGAGAUGAAAGAUUCGCAACAUCUCCAGUGUCAGCCGGGGCUUAAUUCGAGAACAAGAGGAGGGGGCGCGACGGGGUUGCCGAUCGAGCGAAUGCAAAUCCGGGGACACCGUUAGAAGCGGGUGCGAAGAUAAAGUGGUGCCAAUGUCUUUUUUCGUGGACGUCGUUACCGAGGACGCGUUCUACGAGAACCUCACGCUGGGCGUGGUGAAGGUCCUCGAGAACGUGCCGUACGUGAAGAACGUGCGAGUCGAUAGGAGGAACGGAUGCGAGGCCACCGCCAUCGCCAACUGGGAACAACGGCAUUGUUGCGUGCUCCCCGAAGAUCUUAGGAACUUCUACCUCUCGAUCGACGGUUUCCAGCUUCUUUGGAACCUCGAGAUAGCAGGCGAGGAGUUCUCGGUGGGCCGCAUGGAAAUAAGCAGUUUCUCCUCUCUGAAACGGUAUUCCGCCAGCAAGGAACCGCAACCGGACUGUUCCAAGUCGGAGUCCUCCGAUGCGGGAGCAGAGGUCGACUCGAAGAGCACCGUGGACCUUGAGAACGCGGUUUCGCCCUCGGCGGAGAACCCGCGGGGUUGCAAGAUGUUCGAGAUUAGUCAGUGCUACCCGCAGGGCGGAAAGGCGAAGGUCUAUCUGGUGUACAGGGCGAAGCCGGACCAAGAGAGCCCGAGCAUCUGGCUGCAUCGCGAGGACACGGAUCGAUGGUACCAUCUGGCCGAUACUUUCACCGUCUACUUCCGGAUGAUGCUGGUCCAUCUAGGUCUGCCCUUGUGGCAGUGCUGCGUCACCGGGCUCAGCCUGCCCACCUGGGUCGAGCAGGUCUAUUUUCUCGUCGGUCCGCACCUGCUGCCAUCCACUAUCGAUCCCACCGAGACCAUCUCCACCGCCAUGUGGAACAACGGGCCCACCAACGUCAUCGAUCCAGGGAUCUUCAGGGGCAAGGAGAGCAAACAGAAGAUCCCCAGGAAGAAAUAAUCCAGUAAAUUUUAAACCUUGGUGAACUCUUUUAGAGACAGUGAACGAACAUUUACUCUUGUACUGAUUACUAGACUGCGAUUGAGACUAAAUAGCAAGUUUAUUCUUUCUUUAA